CAGUGAUUAGGACGGUGGCGCUGUAAGCAGGUGAGCUGGCUCCUGGUGGGCUUCGGGCAUUUGGGCGAGCCAGCCAGUCAACCAACCACCCGGCUGGUUGGCCGGCCGACGAGGCUAUGGAUUUAUUGAGGACUAUCGCUUACCAGCCGGGCAGUACUGGGGCCGGCGGCGGGGGCGGCAGCGCCGGCGGGGGCGGCGGCAGUAAGAUGGGCGAGCAGGCGCUGCUGAGCAAAGCGUGCCACGGGGAGUCUCGGCGAAAGAAGGCGGCGGAGUCGUCGUCAUCGUCCGAGCAGCAGAACCAUCACCACCACCACCACCACCACUAUCCGCACUCGGCCACCGAGAUCUCACGGAUUAUUACUGACCCCACCACAGGAAGACGCUACUGCCGCGGGAAAGUGCUGGGAAAGGGUGGCUUUGCCAAGUGUUACGAGAUGACGGAUCUGACCACGAACAAAGUCUAUGCUGCAAAGAUCAUUCCUCACACCCGAGUAGCCAAACCUCAUCAAAGGGAAAAGAUUGAUAAAGAGAUCGAGCUGCACAGAAUGCUCAAUCACAGGCACAUCGUGCAGUUCUACCACUACUUUGAGGACAAAGAGAACAUUUACAUCCUCCUUGAGUACUGCAGUCGAAGGUCCAUGGCUCACAUUUUGAAAGCAAGGAAGGUAUUGACGGCACCAGAAGUGCGGUACUACCUCAGGCAGAUUGUGUCUGGAUUAAAAUACCUUCAUGAGCAGGAGAUCUUGCACCGAGAUCUAAAGCUGGGUAAUUUCUUCAUUAAUGAGUCCAUGGAAUUAAAAGUGGGUGAUUUUGGGUUGGCAGCCAGGCUCGAACCACUGGAACACAGAAGAAGAACCAUCUGCGGCACACCUAAUUACCUUUCCCCGGAAGUCCUUAAUAAACAAGGGCAUGGUUGUGAAUCGGACAUCUGGGCCUUGGGCUGUGUCAUGUAUACAAUGUUAUUGGGAAGGCCUCCCUUUGAAACAACUAAUUUAAAGGAAACCUACCGGUGUAUAAAGGAAGCAAAAUAUUCUUUACCCUCGUCCCUGUUGCCUCCUGCAAAGCACUUGAUUGCCAGCAUGUUGUCAAAAAACCCAGAAGACCGUCCCAGCUUAGAUGACAUCGUUCGGCAUGACUUCUUCUUACUGGGCUUCACCCCAGAGAGACUUCCAGCUAGUUGCUGUCAUACCGUUCCUGACUUCAACUUGUCAAGUCCAGCUAAGAAUUUCUUCAAGAAGGCAGCUGCAGCCCUCUUUGGGGGCAAGAAGGAAAAAGCGAGAUACUUCGACACACACAAUCGACUUGCUAAAGAAGAUGAAGAAAUCUAUAAACUUAGACAUGACUUGAAAAAGACGUCAAUCACUCAGCAGCCUCUGAAGCAUAGACCAGAGGAGGAGAUCAAGCCUCCCAGCACUACUGUAGCUAAACCUGGCAUGCUUACAGAGACUAAACAAAUUGAUGCAAUUCGAAUGAUUGUUCGGGGGACUCUAGGAAGCUGCAGCAGCAGCAGUGAAUGCCUCGAAGACAGCACCAUGGGAAGUGUAGCUGAUACUGUCGCAAGAGUGCUUCGUGGGUGUCUAGAGAACAUGCCGGAAUCCGACCAUAUUCCCAAAGAACAGCUGACUGCCUCUUUCCAGUGGGUCACGAAAUGGGUCGACUACUCCAAUAAAUAUGGCUUUGGCUAUCAGCUGUCGGACCACACUGUGGGAGUUCUCUUCAACAACGGUGCACACAUGAGCCUCCUUCCAGACAAGAAAACAGUCCAUUACUAUGCAGAGCUUGGCCAGUGCUCAGUCUUCUCUGCCACUGAAGCCCCAGAACAAUUCAUCAGUCAAGUGACUGUUCUAAAGUACUUCUCUCACUAUAUGGAGGAGAACCUCAUGGACGGAGGAGAUCUUCCCAGUGUCACAGAUGUUCGCAGACCCAGGCUAUACCUCUUGCAGUGGUUAAAAUCUGACAAGGCACUGAUGAUGCUCUUCAAUGAUGGCACAUUUCAGGUGAAUUUCUACCACGAUCACACGAAAAUCAUCAUUUGCAACCAAAACGAGGAGUAUCUGCUUACAUACAUCAAUGAAGACAGACUAUCUACAACAUUUCGUUUGACCACACUUCUGAUGUCUGGGUGUUCACUGGAGCUAAAGCAUCGAAUGGAAUAUGCAUUGAAUAUGCUGUUGCAAAGAUGUAAUUAAAGAACUCUUCUUAAAAAGCAAAAGGACUUCUCUCACUGAAGUCUACGGCGGAGGCAUUGGGGGAAAAACAGUAUGUUGAUGGAUGAGUGAGGCGUAGGGACUGGUACGAACAAAACUUAUUCUAUGUGCUGGGCUGGGACCAGACAUGAAGCCCAUGGUCGUCUUGGUUGGAUUACUGGUGUGACAAGGAAUUCUCUGGAAUGUAGCUUUCCUUGGUUCACUCCCUUUUGAAAGAGAGGAGUUGGACUUGAAGCUCUGCGGCAAACCGUUCUGAUGCAAGACUGAAACUGUGAAUAACACUUGAGGAUCUGGGAGGGAGGGGUAUCUCGUUGUUGUGGAAUGACUGUAAGGGGCAGCUUGUGGCUGCUUAACUGUGAACUAUGGCCAUAACGUUUUUCUUAAUUUCUUCCAAGAAACUGAUCACACUUGUGGCUGGCAAAGUGCAUUCCUUGUUAAUAAUUUUUUUUUAUUUAUUACAGCCCAAAGUGAAGUAUUUAUUACAUGCAUUUUUUUGUAACUGUGAUUUUUAAAUAUACCUUUGUUGGCAAUAAAGCUUGGGGAAAACCUGAA
Messenger RNA from Varanus komodoensis (Komodo dragon), 2759 nucleotides. It is a transcript of the gene PLK2, whose product is annotated as polo like kinase 2. Bases 117 to 2189 code for a protein of 690 amino acids. Gene Ontology annotation, biological process: protein phosphorylation; regulation of cytokinesis; mitotic cell cycle. NCBI's taxonomy places the organism in Eukaryota, Metazoa, Chordata, Lepidosauria, Squamata, Varanidae. The transcript is spliced from 14 exons. Gene Ontology annotation, molecular function: ATP binding; protein binding; protein serine/threonine kinase activity. The record is from RefSeq and is a predicted model, not a curated record. Gene Ontology annotation, cellular component: nucleus; cytoplasm; centrosome.